Messenger RNA from Rhinolophus ferrumequinum (greater horseshoe bat), 915 nucleotides. It is a transcript of the gene SSTR4, whose product is annotated as somatostatin receptor 4. Gene Ontology annotation, biological process: neuropeptide signaling pathway; cellular response to glucocorticoid stimulus. Gene Ontology annotation, molecular function: neuropeptide binding; somatostatin receptor activity. The record is from RefSeq and is a predicted model, not a curated record. Gene Ontology annotation, cellular component: neuron projection; membrane. Lineage: Eukaryota; Metazoa; Chordata; Mammalia; Chiroptera; Rhinolophidae.
UAUGCGCUGGUCUGCCUGGUGGGCCUGGUGGGCAAGUUAGUCAUCUUCGUCAUCCUCCGCUAUGCCAAGAUGAAGACAGCCACCAACGUCUACCGGCUCAGCCAGGCUGUCGCCGAUGAGCUCUCCUUGCCGAGCGUACGCUUUGCGGCCUCGUCGGCAGCCCUGUGCCACUGGCCCUUCAGACUGGUGCUGUGCAGCGCAUUGCUCAGAGAGGACGGCCUCAACACGUUCACCAGCGUCUUCUGUCUGACUGUGCUCAGCGUGCACUGCUAAUACAUAGCUGUGGUGCACCCUCGGCGCGUCCACACCUACCUGCGGCCCAACGUGGCCCAGCUAGGUAACUUGGGAGUGUGGGUGGCGUCCUUGCUGAUCACCCUGCCCAUGGCCAUCUUUGCAGGCACCAGGCCGGCUUGGGGAGGCCAGGUCGUGAUCUGCAACCUACAUUGGCUGCACCUGGCCUGGUCGGCGUUCUUCUACACUUUCCUGUUGGGCUUCCCGCCUGUCCUGGCGGUGGGACUGUGCUACUUGCUUAUGGUGGGCAAGAUGUGGGCAGUGGCACUGUGGGCUAGCUGGCAGCAGUUGAAACGCUCAGAGAAGAUCAAGCAGCUGGUGCUGAUGGUGGUGGCCGUCUUUGUGUUCUGCUGGAUGCCUUUCUAUGUGGUGCACCUACUGAACCUGUUUGUGACCAGCCCUGAUGCCACGGUCAACCACGUGUCCCUUAUACUCAGCUAUGCCAACACCUGUGCAAAACCUAUCCUAUACAGCUUUCUCUCUGACAACUUCUGCUGUUCUUUCCAGGAGAUUUUCUGCCGUUCUUUCCAGCAGAUUUUCUGCCUGUGCUGGUGCCUCCUGGAUGCCGCUGUCAGUGCUGAGGAAGAGCCCCUGGACUAUUAGGCUGCUGCUCUCAAGAGCUGA